AUGCUGCUGGCUGAGGCAUUAGCAGAGCGAGCCGAGGCGCAGCGACGAUAUGAGCAGCUGAUGCAACGGCUGCUACGAGUCGUGCGCGUACAAGAAGGAGACGAGCCGGUGGAAGACCCAGAAGAGCUCUUGACUACGGCAAAUGCCAUCAUAGACCGAAUGGAUUGGCUGAUCCGGAGCGUGAACAAAACGAACACAGUAACCAUGUUUGAUGAGAAGCACACGCUCACAGAUGCGAUCGCAUUUCGAGACAUGGCACUCAAGCGACGGAAGCUGUAUUCAGAUGUGGCAACGAGGGCCAGUACUUCACAAGACCGAUACACACGAAGUGAGAUCAAGUAUGUAAGCGUGGUCGACGUAAGAGAGAUGCAAAAAAAGGUGGAUAAACUGGCUGGGGAGUACCGAAAACUUGAUACACAGAUCCAAAAGAUGAACUGGGAGGUGGAGUUGAUUGAGGAGUAA
Messenger RNA from Malassezia globosa CBS 7966, 462 nucleotides. RefSeq lists its product as uncharacterized. The coding region runs from base 1 to 462 and encodes 153 amino acids. NCBI's taxonomy places the organism in Eukaryota, Fungi, Basidiomycota, Malasseziomycetes, Malasseziales, Malasseziaceae. The transcript has a single exon. The record is from RefSeq and is a predicted model, not a curated record.